UCCAUCAUGUCAGAGACUCGACCAACCCCUGCCCAAGAUGAAACAUCCAAUACUGCAGAGUCUCCAGAGGUGGAGUGCCCAGUCUGCUAUCAGGAGUACGACCAGGAUUCUAAACUCCCGCGCAUGCUGGAAUGCCUUCAUGUUUUCUGCACGGAGUGUCUCAGAAAAAUCCAACUCACUCCGCUGCACCCUCCUGAUCCCUACAGUCCCCCCUCUAUCUCCUGUCCCCUGUGCCGCCACUCCACCCCACUACAGGGUGGUGACACACACUCUCUCCCCUGCAACUCACGGAUUCUCGCUCAACUCCCACCCGUAGCCUUCCGUCUGCCUGUGUCAAUGUCUGCCCGGUUGUCCACGGUGACCCAACGAUUUGUGCUGUCCAUGGGGGAGAGGGAUACCCGCUUUAUAAUCCUUCCCACAGUUAGUCUGAGAGUGGAGCAGAUGGGAGAAGGUACAGAAAUGGUAAACCCACCUGGAGUGCUGCAUCGAGAGAUGAAAGUUCUGAGGAGACAUAGAAAGACCCUGAUGUGUGUUCAGAUGCUGGCUGUCAUCUUCUGGAUUAUGUUUGUGCUGACUUGUGUGGUCGGGGUUGUGUUUGGGCCAAGUCUCUUUCAUAACUAA
Molecule: messenger RNA, 621 nt
Organism: Myxocyprinus asiaticus (Chinese sucker)
Lineage: Eukaryota; Metazoa; Chordata; Actinopteri; Cypriniformes; Catostomidae
Product: RING finger protein 223-like
Exons: 1
Coding region: 7-621 (204 amino acids)
Biological process (GO): protein ubiquitination
Molecular function (GO): ubiquitin protein ligase activity
Source: RefSeq, a predicted model, not a curated record